UCGAAGUCAUUGAUUUCUUUCAUCUUCACAGUCGUCUUGAUUGAGAUGAUCUUCGAAGCCGUCGACUCCUUCAGAAGCCUCCUGUUCCUUCAAUGUCUCCAAGUGCUUUCGAAGGCUCCGUGAGGAGUCUAUCGAAGAAAGGAGAAUCGUGUUGGAGCCGAAAUAACGAUUCCUUGGAGUUCCCAAAUCUCAGCGGCUUUUCCUAUUUCUAGCAUUUUAACAGGUUGCAAGAAGGGUAACCACUAACCAUGUUUGCACUUGGCAAAGUUAACUUUAUUGUGAACAACUUAUUGGCUCUGAUCCGUCCUGGAUCAGUGUUAUCUUUUGUAAAUGGAAUUAAUAUUAUCCAAAACCUUGGAAUCUUUAUUGGAGGAAAUGCGAUGGCUCUCAUUCUGGGAGGGCUUCUUGGACAUGUACAUACAAAGUACGUGGAGGAAAAGAAAACCAACCGAAAUUGCCGAGACGCCAUCGCCCGACUCGAAGACGACGUUUUUUAUUCAACGGAGAUGAUAUCCCUUCUCAAGGAGGAAAACUCUAGCCUCGUUCAUGAAAUUGACGCGGUCAACGUCAAGGAAGCAGAUCUUAUCAAGAGGAAUGACGAUCUAGAGAACGAGUUGAAAUUGAGAACGGCAAAGUAUGAGGACGAGUUAAUCCAGAAAGGAAAGGAACUAGACAAUCUGAAGGACCAACUCGCAGAGAAAGACCGAGAGUGUGAGAGGAACCGAAAGAAACUGGAAGAAAUGGAGAGUCAUGCUUCGGAUAAUGAUUUUUAUUGUGGUUACCUGGAAGGGAAAGUCAAGGAUCAUGAAGCGGAAAGGAAGAAAUUGAAACAGGUGACCACACAACUCGAAAAGAAGCUGCGAGCCUCACAGCAAGAAUUGUCUGCUCUUGCAAAACACCGUGAUCUCGAAAAAAAUCAUGGAAAUGAGGCUCAGAAGAAGACCCGAAUUCUGGAAGAUAGAGUUCAGCAGCUUCAGCGAGAAAAUGAUAAAUUGAAGGAGAAAUUAGCUGAGAGUGAGCGGGAAGUGGCCUCAGUGAAGAAUUUAAAAGACCCUAAAAAGAACAGAAUUAACGCUCUGGUUGCAGAGAACAAGGCUCUCAAAGACAAGAUCGCUAAACGAGUAGAUCAAAAUGGAAUCGUCCAGAGCGAACGAGCUGAAAGGAAGAAACUAGAGACUGAGUUGAAGCAAGUCAAAGGAAAUCUGAAAGAGGCGGAAGAUACCUUGAGUCAGGUACAAGAACGACUUAAAGAGGCUGAAGCAAAAAGUACACAGGUAGAAAUUCAUCGGAGAAAAGUACUGGAGGCGGAAGCUGAUCGCUGUAUUAAGAUGGAAGAUUUUGCGACAGCAAUAGUUUUCCUAGGUAUUAUAACAAAGGACUACGAUAAUGUGUUGGAUUGUCGUGUCAAGGAGUUGAGAUGCCACACAGCUCUAGGAAUGGUGGAAGAGGCCCAAAAAAUACUGGACAAUUUACCUGCCGAGUAUCAAGAUGACUGUGAUGUUCUGGUGGAGUCUGCCCUACUUUGUGCCUUUGAUGCUGAGUUAGAAAAAGCUGAAAUGAUUUUGACUCAGGUUCUAGACCGAUGUCCUAACCACGAAAGGGCACUCAAGGGAAAAGAGUUUCUGGAGCAGCGGGCGAUAUGGUACUCUAUUCCAUUGAUGAUAGACGAAUGUGAAUUCGAUGCUGUUUUGGAAAGGAUUACACACGCCCAGUCUCUGGAAUCAUUUUUCCCGCAGAUACGUGUUGACUUGGCCAGAAUGAAAGGGAACGUCUUCUGCAAGCUUGGACGGCUGCAAGAAGCAUGUGACUGUUUCCUCGCUGUGCUGGAUAAGGACGAAGAUCAAGAGGACUGUAGGUUAAGACUGGCAUUGUGUCUCUUGCUGCUGGGCAGACACGCUGAAGCUACGGUCCAUCUUGAGAAACUAGAUGAUGAUCAAGAAGAUGUGGAAGCUUUGAUCGAAGCUGCCGAAACCCUGGAAAGAAUGGAACGACAUGGCUGCCCCUACGACAUCCUAGGCGUUGCAGAGGAUGCUGCUUUGAAGGAAAUAGAAAGGGCCUACAGGAAGCUGGCCCUCAAGAGCCACCCUGACAAGUUCCAAGGGUCUCAGGCAGAGCGAGAACAAGUGAAGGAAGCCAUGCAAAGGAUCAACUACGCUAACGACAUCCUACGUGACGCAGAUGAAAGAGAGGAAUACAACACUCUCAGGGACUUCGUCAAGGACGUCGCGGAAAAGCUGUUCGAAGAUCCCAAGUUUCCCGAUGAAUCCGAUGAUGAAGAAGAUGAUGAGUCAGAACUGUCUGAGGAGGAGGAAGAAUGUGAUGAAGAGGAACUGUCUGAAGAAGAGGAAGAAUGUGAUGAGGACGAUGAAGAGGACGAAGAGGAAGAUUGUGAUGAGGACGAUGAAGAGGACGAAGAGGAAGAAUGUGAUGAGGAAGAUGAAGAGGACGAGGAGGAAGAAUAAUAGGACGAAGAGGAAGAAUGACUUAAGGAGAACGAAAUGGAAAGGAGGAAAAUUAAAGGAAGCAACAGGAGAAACAGCACCCAAGGCUGAAUGAAGAAGGAUUUUGCCUGGUUGCGAGCUGAUGCUGCUGCGUCGUAUUCCGGAGGCGUUGCGAUCUGUUUGGUCCAUACUAUGGGGUUGGCUUCGGGAUGGGUGUUCGUCUGCUGUAACCGGCCCCCCCACCCGGUUCCAGCAAACGGGAGGUCCCCCCACCUCCCAUACACCCAUCCUUCAGGCAACCUCAUUGACUGGGCCAAAGAGAUCGUAACGUCCCUUGGAAUGCGACGGAACAGCACCAACAAACGGCCAGUAAGAAUUCACCUGUGUACUUUUGCAACUCAACAUCGGAAACUGCUUAAAAAUAAGCAGAUAGUGAAUAUAAUCAUGGAGACGAAAAAGGUGAGUCAGAAAUGUUUCAACACCCAUCUCUCUUUCUCUUUCUCCUUCUCUCUGUGAGAGGUAGGAAGAGGAGGAGGGGCACAGGGCAGGAAGGGAGGUCCCACCCCUCCCUUCCAUUCCUUUGCUUCUUUUCCUCUC
Molecule: messenger RNA, 3038 nt
Organism: Macrobrachium nipponense
Lineage: Eukaryota; Metazoa; Arthropoda; Malacostraca; Decapoda; Palaemonidae
Product: WD repeat-containing protein 87-like
Exons: 1
Coding region: 249-2462 (737 amino acids)
Biological process (GO): protein folding in endoplasmic reticulum
Cellular component (GO): endoplasmic reticulum
Molecular function (GO): misfolded protein binding; protein-folding chaperone binding
Source: RefSeq, a predicted model, not a curated record